This is a messenger RNA of Triticum turgidum subsp. durum (durum wheat), 1218 nucleotides long. The record is from the annotation of a GenBank genome assembly. Lineage: Eukaryota; Viridiplantae; Streptophyta; Magnoliopsida; Poales; Poaceae.
AUGCUCCGGCGCCGAGGCCGCGUCCUCAUCCAGAUGCUGUCCACCCCCUCCGCCACCUCCCCUCUCCACCGCCUCAUAUCCGCCGCCGCGGAGGAUUGCCUCGCCCGACCACAGGUACACGCUCGGAGCUGCAUCCUCUCCUCUCCUCGCCGCCUCCUCUCCGGCGCCACAGCCCCAACCACCGGGUUCGCCGUGGAUGAGUACCUCGUCUCCACCUGCGGCCUGACCCGAGCCCAGGCACUCAAGGCCUCCCCCAAGCUCGCCCACCUCAGGUCCGCCGCCAACCCCGACGCCGUGCUCGCCUUCCUCGCCGGCCGCGGCCUCUCCGGCGCCGACGUCGCCGCCCUCGUCGCCAAGGACCCCAAGUUCCUCUGCACUAAGGUGGACAAGGGCCUGUCCCCCAUCGUCGCGGGGCUCUCCGGCCUCGGCCUGUCAGAUCCCGAGAUGGCGCGCCUCCUCUCGCUCGCCCCAGACAGAUUCCGCUGCAGAUCCAUCGUCGCCAAGCUGCAGUACUACCUGCCCCUCUUCGGCGGCUCCAUGGAGAAGCUGCUCCGGGCGAUCAACUUCAACACCAACCUCCUCUGCUGCAAGCGGAGGGUGGAGCUCAACGUCGCGUUCCUGCGCGAGUGCGGGCUGGGUGACGGCGACAUUGCCAAGCUCUGCAGCUCGAUACCGAGGAUGGUCACCGCCAACCUCGAGUGCGUUCGGACAAUGGUGGCGUUGACCGAAGGCCUCGGCGUGCCCCAGGGGUCCGGGAUGUUCAGACAUGCUCUGAGUGCCGUUGCAUUCCUCGACGAGAAGAAGAUCGCGGCCAAAGUGGAUCACCUGAAGAAGACGUUCGGGUGGUCGGAUGCCGAGGUGAGCAUUGCUCUGCCUAAGGCCCCGUUUCUGCUCGCCAAGUCGAACGAAUCGCUGCAGCAUGGGUCCGAGUUCCUCAUCUCCGAGGUGGGGUUGGAACCGGCAUACAUUGCUCGUCGGCCAGUAAUGCUCUGUUACAGCCUAGAGGGCCGGAUGAGACCUCGAUACUACGUUGUGAAGUUUCUCAAGGAAAAUGGAUUGCUCAAGCGCGACCCCAGCUACUAUACUGUUUUCAAGGAGACCGAGAGGUAUUUCGUGGAGAAGUUCAUAUGCCCUCACAAGGAAGCUGCACCACAUCUUGCUGAAGAUUAUGCCGCCGCUUGUGGAGGGGAAGUGCCCGCUAGAUUCAGAUUUACUUGA